Ophidiomyces ophidiicola is the source of this 1311-nucleotide messenger RNA. It is a transcript of the gene nob1, whose product is annotated as 20S-pre-rRNA D-site endonuclease nob1. Lineage: Eukaryota; Fungi; Ascomycota; Eurotiomycetes; Onygenales; Onygenaceae. Gene Ontology annotation, cellular component: preribosome, small subunit precursor. Gene Ontology annotation, molecular function: RNA endonuclease activity. The transcript has a single exon. The record is from RefSeq and is a predicted model, not a curated record. Bases 1 to 1311 code for a protein of 436 amino acids. Gene Ontology annotation, biological process: maturation of SSU-rRNA; ribosomal small subunit biogenesis.
AUGGCCGAAACCACCGGAACCCCUGAAAUGCCAAAGCCGAUUCAUACUAUAGUCCUAGAUGCCGGCCCUCUUAUCAAGAACACUCCCCAAAUAUCUACUCUCCUAGCACAGUCCCAUGCUCUCCUUACCACACCAGCCGUCGUGAACGAGAUCCGCGAUCCAGAUGCUCGGCAGAGAAUCGAGUCACUGUACCUGCCAUUUCUCGAACAAAAAUCGCCCAAGCCAGAGAGUUUGAAAAUAGUAUCCGACUUUGCUAGGAAGACAGGCGAUAGAGAAGUUCUGAGUCGGACUGACUUGGAGAUUUUGGCAUUAGCAUAUGAAACUGAAUGCGAGAGAAAUGGAGGAGACUGGAGAUUGAGGAAAGUACCCGGCCAACAGAAAAUUAAUGGUGCGCCGCCGCCGAAAGAUCAAGCAGGCGCGGCAAAAGAUGUGGGCGCUUCGCAAACAGAAGAUAACCUGGCGACUAAAGACGUUUCGAUAGACAAUACUAUACAAGGUGUAAAAGAGAUAACUUUAGAGGAAAAUAGCACAGCGCAUCAGCAGGAUGCUGGCAGCAAUUGUGCUCUCGAAAACUUCUCGCCCGAUGUCACCGUUCACCCAGAGGAUGAAUCUGAUGCAGCAGAGGGCAAUUCCGCCGGAGAGAAUCCUCAAGAAGAAGCCUCUGAUUCAGAUGACGGCUGGAUCACCCCAUCUAAUAUUAAGAAACACCAAGCCCGCGAUGCAGCGAAGGCGGACGCAUCCGCGGAAUCUAAAACCAUGCAAGUGGCAACUAUUACAACGGAUUUCGCCAUGCAGAAUGUGCUCUUACAGAUGAAUCUAAAUUUACUUUCGACAAAUAAUCUUGAGCGAAUAAGAUAUUUAAAGUCGUACAUACUUCGCUGUCAUGGUUGCUUUUUCACUACGAGGGAAAUGUCCAAGCAGUUUUGUCCUCGAUGUGGGCAACCUACUCUCACUCGUGUUUCCUGCUCUACGUCAGCGAGUGGCGAAUUCAAGCUACAUUUGAAAAAGAAUAUGCAAUGGAAUAAACGUGGGAACAAAUUUAGCAUCCCAAAGCCUAUUGCAGGAACGGCAAAUGGAAAAUGGAUUGGUGAAGGAGGUGGGAAAGGAGGCUGGGGAACAGAGCUAAUACUUGCCCCGGACCAGAAAGAAUACGUGAGAGCCGUGGCAGAGGAAGGGAGAAGAGUUAGGAAAGGUCGAGAUCUAAUGGACGAGGACUAUCUUCCUGGAAUACUGACUGGAGAAAGAAAUCGAGCUGGUGGAAGAAUCAAAGUGGGUGGUGGUCGAAAUGUGAACUCUAAAAGGCGAAGAUGA